UUCUACCAGGUCACAUCCCUUUUUUACCUGUAAAGCUUCAUUCUUCAUUCCAGGCUAAGUUUGUUCCUCUGUGUGAAAAAAGGGACCGUGUUCUUGCAUUAACCAAUAUCAUCGGUUGGAAGAGUAUUUUCAUCACCUGCUUCUAAUAUGUCUUACUCAAGAAGAUCAAGGUAUUCUCAAUCACCUCUGUACAAGCGAUACAGUAGGUCUGUUUCCAGGUCUCUGUCACGGUCAAGAUCCAGGAGCUUUUCAAGGAGCCCAUCAAGGGAUGCAGAGAAUCCCGGUAACAAUCUGUAUGUGACAGGGUUGUCUCCUCGGAUUACCAAGAGAGAGUUGGAGAAGCAUUUCGCAAGCGAGGGGAAAGUGAGUGACGUUCACCUGGUUGUUGAUCCAUGGACAAGAGAAUCACGAGGGUUUGGAUUUGUGACUAUGAGAACUGUUGAGGAUGCUGAUCGGUGUGUAAAGUAUCUGAAUCGCUCUGUUCUAGAAGGGCGUGUCAUCACAGUAGAAAAGGCUAGAAGAAGUCGGGGUCGAACCCCGACACCUGGGAGGUAUCUUGGGUUAAGGACCGUUCGGGUGCGUCGUCGCUCUUCAAGCUAUUCGCCUCGGCGAUCCCCUAGUUAUUCUCCUUACAGAAGAAGCUACAGCCGAUCACCAUAUUCUUCUGAUCGCACUAGGAGUCGUUCUUAUUCUCCCUAUCACAGUCGACGGAGGUCUUACUCCCCAUAUUAUAGCCGGGACAGAUCUUAUAGCCCUUAUGCUCGACACAGGUCCUACUCUCGAUCCCGCUCGCCAUACAGCAGGUCACCUGUCAGGAGGCGUGAUAGAUCGUUCUCUCCUUAUGACUCACCUGAUGAUCGCUACUACAAAAGGCACAGAUACAGGUCCAUUUCCCCAAGUGCCUCCCCAAGGCCAAGGAGAAGUUCAAGGAGAUAUUCCCGCAGUGUGUCCCCUGUGCAGAGGAGGAGCUCAAGAAGGAGCUAUUCAAGGAGUAUUUCCCCUCGACCGAGGAGUUCACGGAGAAGGAGCUCUUCUCGAAGUCUUUCCCCUAGACCGAGGAGGAGUUCACGAAGGAGGUAUUCUCCCAGCAUCUCUCCAAGACCAAGAGGCAGUAGGAGAGGUGGUUCUUUUAAACGUGGGCGUACACCAGUUAGUGAUAGAAGCUACUCAACAAGUCCGAGUGUGAGUGCAAGUUCAAGGUCAUUUUCAAGGUCUCCUACUCCCAGAUCAGCUUCCCCUUGAAAUUUGCCGGUCGCGUGUUGGCUCAACAUUUAAUAUUCCUAGAUAUGUGGUAGUGUUGCUAAUGUAUUUGAUUUUGUUGGUUGUGUCAGGAGUAGUCUUGCGACUUUUGAAGCUUUUAUAUAUGGUAUUACGUUUAUCAUACGGUGGUGUCACUCACUAUUCUAUCCGAUGCCCAACGAAUUAGAUAAUAAUGUUAUCAGCUCCUUAUUCCCCUUUA
Messenger RNA from Prosopis cineraria, 1459 nucleotides. RefSeq names its product serine/arginine-rich splicing factor SR45a-like. Gene Ontology annotation, cellular component: spliceosomal complex. The record is from RefSeq and is a predicted model, not a curated record. Gene Ontology annotation, molecular function: RNA binding. Gene Ontology annotation, biological process: positive regulation of mRNA splicing, via spliceosome. The transcript is spliced from 7 exons. NCBI's taxonomy places the organism in Eukaryota, Viridiplantae, Streptophyta, Magnoliopsida, Fabales, Fabaceae. Bases 148 to 1242 code for a protein of 364 amino acids.